Ornithodoros turicata is the source of this 2272-nucleotide messenger RNA. It is a transcript of the gene eya, whose product is annotated as eyes absent homolog 1-like. Gene Ontology annotation, biological process: cell differentiation; negative regulation of extrinsic apoptotic signaling pathway in absence of ligand; multicellular organism development. Gene Ontology annotation, cellular component: nucleus. NCBI's taxonomy places the organism in Eukaryota, Metazoa, Arthropoda, Arachnida, Ixodida, Argasidae. The record is from RefSeq and is a predicted model, not a curated record. The coding region runs from base 429 to 2066 and encodes 545 amino acids. Gene Ontology annotation, molecular function: protein tyrosine phosphatase activity. The transcript is spliced from 15 exons.
AAAUGUCUCCUCUGCUCACAUUAAUAUCUUUUUGAUUUAUCGAGUUUUUUUUAUUUGUGAGAUAACCAAAGGGGAUUUUUCCAUUUCUCUGGGGGUUCCAACCAGUGGCCGUACCUUGCUAGUGCAUACGGGAAACGACGGUCUUCACUCUGGCUACGUGCCUGCUUAGAACGUGACACAGCGUCUCCUUUAGAAUCCUCUUGCAUGUUGGGACGGAGUUGAGUUUGUAUUUGUGAACGCAAAAUGACUUGGAAAAUCCGUCGAGUGGCCAGUAGAAAACGCGGUGUCCCCAAGAUUCCCGAAAAGUGAAUAUAUUGACGUCUGUUAUCGCGAUAAGCGGUCUUCCCUCGAGGCGGAGUGGUUUCGCCCUCCCGGGGGCUGAGUUUCUCCCUCCGCCUCUGACGUCUCAGUACAGUUCUUUGCGAGCCAUGGUUGAUCUUCAAGACCCCGUUCUUCAGCCGCAGGUAAAACGUAGCCGACGUGAGAGUGACUCUGACCUCGCCAGCCGCCACCAAGUCAUAGAUUCGAGGAGUGAAGACAGUCAUCCCGGAUCUAGUGGCUCAAGUGCGGGGAAUUCACCACCACCGACUGAGGAUCCAGCCAAUGGCUUGGCUGCUCCUGCCUAUGCUUGGAAUCUCUGUUCGGGCAGUCAAGACGUGAAGCUUGAAAGUUCAUUAUCCACCGACGUUCAAUACAAUGGGGAUGGAAUAUCUUCUUAUUCCGAAGAAGUGAGUGCAGAGAAGAACAGCGAUUGUCCUUAUUACGGCAGUAUGCAAGCGUAUACACAACUCAACAGUUCUUCCUAUUCGGGCUCUGGCUUCUAUUACUCACAGUCACCGUCUUACGGGCUCUCACAGUCAUACGGCAGUCGUCAACAGCAGGUGAAAUCGUCCCAAUCCAACAGCUUUACCUCAACGAAUUCGAGUCAAAACAGCACUUACGGUUAUGGGCCCAGCUACGGGACCUUCGGUGCUUUCAGCAGUGGAAAUCAGGGACUCGCAACUCAACAGGCGAUCGAUUAUACGGGUUAUGGAAGUUAUCAGAGCUACCCAUACUAUGGUUAUGGCUACGGUGCUCAUUCGUCCUACCAAUUGGGUCCACCUGUGGUCGGCCAACAUCAUAGUAGUGACGGCCAGUCCGGCGUGGACAGUAGCCCUCCUAUGAAAGCAGCGGACUCCAGCAAAAGGAGCAAAGGGAAUCGCGGUCGCGGUCGACGCCAGGCGAACCCAUCACCCGAUCCUGAGAACGGUUUGGAAAGGGUCUUCAUUUGGGAUUUGGAUGAAACUAUCAUCAUUUUUCACUCUCUACUUACGGGCUCCUUCGCUGGACGUUACGGAAAGGACGCUCCGUCAUCUGUGCAAUAUGGUUUAGGAAUGGAAGAGAUGAUCUUCAACCUCGCAGAUUCGCACUUUUUCUUCAACGACCUCGAAGAGUGUGACCAGGCACAUAUCGAUGAUGUGUCCUCGGAUGACAACGGACAGGACCUCACGAGUUACAACUUCGCAGCCGAUGGUUUUCAAACUUCAGCCAACAAUGCUAGUCUGUGCCUGUCCACUGGAGUUCGGGGUGGAGUCGAUUGGAUGCGGAAACUGGCAUUCCGAUACAGAAGGAUCAAGGAGAUCUAUAAUCAGUACAGAAAUAACGUCGGAGGACUCCUGGGACCAAAACGGGAUCAGUGGAUUCAGCUACGGCAGGAGAUCGAGAACCACACAGAUAGCUGGCUUACGAUUGCAUCCAAGUGUCUUUCCAUAAUACAUUCCAGGUCCAAUUGCGCUAAUGUACUGGUUACAACUACUCAGCUUGUGCCAGCGUUGGCCAAGGUUCUUCUCUAUGGGUUGGGUGAGGUGUUCCCGGUAGACUGUGUCUACAGCGCCACCAAGUUGGGGAAGGAGUCCUGCUUCGAGCGUAUUGUGGCCCGUUUCGGCAAGAAGUGCACCUACGUCGUCGUAGGAGACGGCAAAGACGAAGAAACUGCUGCUAAGCAGAUGAACUUCCCCUUCUGGAGGGUAAGCAGCCACUCCGAUUUGGCAGCGUUGCAUCAUGCUCUCGACUUGGGACACUUGUAAGAAUGAUGUCUACAUUCCCUUGGUGUGUGUGUGUGAUCACAUCGAAAAUUGACGAACGUUUUUGUGACGACGCAUUGAGGGCCACAUCAUAGAGACGGCCAUCUAGUCGACAAUAUGUGCAAGCGAUGAAAUUGCCCUGCAAUGCAUGGAUGUUCAAUUAUGUGUAUUCAUAGAUAUAGAAUAAACUCUUCUCUUUUUGGUAAAAA